Protopterus annectens (West African lungfish) is the source of this 1128-nucleotide messenger RNA. RefSeq names its product receptor-type tyrosine-protein phosphatase eta-like. Gene Ontology annotation, molecular function: protein binding. Bases 1 to 1128 code for a protein of 375 amino acids. The transcript has 5 exons. The record is from RefSeq and is a predicted model, not a curated record. NCBI's taxonomy places the organism in Eukaryota, Metazoa, Chordata, Ceratodontiformes, Protopteridae.
AUGGUUGUGUUCUGUGAGCAUCAGACAGAGUCAACCCCAGAAGAGACAACUUGUAGCAGCAGCGUUAACCAAAAACCUCUUGCAGUCUCUGAUCUAUGGGCCUCUGAAAUAACACCAUCGUCUUUAGUGUUAAACUGGAACUAUACUGAUGGUUGUGGUCCUGUUACAUACAUUGUCACAGGUGGUUCCUUGCCAGCCAAAGGACAGGUUGUUUCUGGAACAUCAACACUGAUAACAGAUCUCCCCUGUGGGGGUGAGGUCACAUUUACAGUUGUCGCGGUAGCUGCUGAUGGAACAACACAAGGAGAAGCAAAAGACUUUUCCGUCUUUACAAAACCUCUUGCAGUCUCUGAUCUAUGGGCCUCUGAAAUAACACCAUCGUCUUUAGUGUUAAACUGGAACUAUACUGAUGGUUGUGGUCCUGUUACAUACAUCGUCACAGGUGGUUCCUUGCCAUCCAAAGGACAGGUUGUUUCUGGAACAUCAACACUGAUAACAGAUCUCCCCUGUGGGGGUGAGGUCACAUUUACAGUUGUCGCGGUAGCUGCUGAUGGAACAUCACAAGGAGAAGCAAAAGACUUUUCCGUCUUUACAAAACCUCUUGCAGUCUCUGAUCUAUGGGCCUCGGAAAUAACACCAUCGUCUUUAGUGUUAAACUGGAACUAUACUGAUGGUUGUGGUCCUGUUACAUACAUCGUCACAGGUGGUUCCUUGCCAGCCAAAGGACAGGUUGUUUCUGGAACAUCAACACUAAUAACAGAUCUCCCCUGUGGGGAUGAGGUCACAUUUACAGUUGUCGCGGUAGCUGCUGAUAGAUCAACACAAGGAGAAGCAAAAGACUUUUCCGUCUUUACAACCCCUCUUCCAGUCUCUGAUCUAUGGGCCUCUGAAAUAAAACCAUCAUCUUUGGUAUUAAGCUGGAACUAUACUGAUGGUUGUGGGCCUGUUACAUACCUCGUCACAGGUGGUUCCUCACCAGCAGAAGAACAGGUUGUUUCUGGAACAUCAACACUGAUAAGUAAUCUCCCUUGUGGGGAUGAGGUCACAUUUAUAGUUGCAGCAGUAACUGCUGAUGGAAUGACAAAAGGAGAAGCAAAAGGCUUUUCUGUCUUUACAAGUAAGAUUUAG